Messenger RNA from Hyalella azteca, 561 nucleotides. Its product is annotated as C-type lectin domain family 4 member M-like. The record is from RefSeq and is a predicted model, not a curated record. The coding region runs from base 1 to 561 and encodes 186 amino acids. Lineage: Eukaryota; Metazoa; Arthropoda; Malacostraca; Amphipoda; Hyalellidae. The transcript has 4 exons.
AUGUAUUCCACUGCAGGUCUCUGCCAAAAUCCUUUUGUUUUGGUUGGCACUCAAUGUGUUCACAUAAUUCGUGCCAACUACACCUGGCACGAGGCUCGUACCCAGUGUGGACUGGUCGGUGGGGACCUGUUUGUUGUUGACAACUGCGAUCAGUACCACAAGGUUGCCCUCUACCUCGAUGAACAAGACUACUCUCCCCUUUGGAUCGGGGGCUCAGAUGAGGCCGUGGAAGGGCAAUGGCGCUGGGUUGACGGUUCGCCGAUGACCAUGCGACUGCCUUACUGGGCACAGGCGUAUGUUGGAUCACAAGAACCCGACAAUCCUGGCAAGCAGAACUGCCUGGAGCUGAACUGCGCGUGGAUGUACCGCUUCAGCAGCGCGUGGUGCAGCGAUAAUAACCAGCAUCCCCGGCGAAGAGAACGACCACGAUCGGGCCACAAGCCUCCAUACUAUGGAAUAGAAACUCCGCCGGUCGGCCUCGAGGAACACUGGAACGACCAGGGCCCGGGCUUCACCACCAAUUUCAUCCAGGACGCUAUGCCAUCUACAGACCUCGGGUGA